AUGAAGCAUGACACCGAAGCAGCAUCCAGCAUUUGUUCCUGGGCAUUUGUCACCGAACACGACAAAACUUCCCUCCAUCUAAAUAUGGUCGAAGAAGAGAACGCGCUACUCCGAAAAGAAGUGAAUCAAAAGAGCGAAGUAAUUGCUCAGUGGAUUCGUUCUUUACCAGACACCGGUCGCAAUGCACAAAUUGGCACUUCCUCACCUGGACUGCGAUUCCGUCGUAUGCUUGAAAUGGUUCGUAUCGAUGAAACUGCAGCUGAUAUACGUGAUAUGAAUCGGCGACUGCAACGUAUGCUUGAGGAAACUUUGUCUGAGAAUCUUGUUCUACAAAGGGUAGGUGUAAAUUUAAAUUGCAUUAAUACCUUAAUGUGUUUUUAUUGCAAAAAUUUCAUUACGCAUCCGUUCCUCUCAGUCCUGCGACACGCGCAUACAUGUUGA
This is a messenger RNA of Gongylonema pulchrum, 441 nucleotides long. NCBI's taxonomy places the organism in Eukaryota, Metazoa, Nematoda, Chromadorea, Rhabditida, Gongylonematidae. The record is from the annotation of a GenBank genome assembly.